GUACAUUCAUAUUUAAAUUUCAUCCUUCCCUUAUUAACAAAAUUUUACCUAACAUUUAGAAAUGUCAAUGAACAUUUUAAAAAGGUAAAAAAAUAGUUGCUUUACAUUGCUAAGUUCUACUGUCCACAUUAUAUUUAUAUUUCUUAUUUCAGCCUUUACUUAUUCACAUGAAUGACUUGGUUUACAUGUUGUUGUUGCUUUUAUGAACUUAGGUCUGGAACAAGAUGAUGGUGAUGGUAGCAAAGAAGCUAGACGUGAAUCAUUAAAUGAGGAAUAUGUUGAUGAUGAUCAGAGAGAAGAUGAUAAAAUAAGUGACGAUGAUGUAAAAGAUAAGACAGAGGACAAAAAUGACGAUACACUUGAAGACAAACAAGAAGAGAAAAUAAAUGAAGAAGAGAAGCAAGAACGUUCUGAAGAUGAGAAUAAACUGGAAAAAGAGGAGGAAAAUAUAGAAGAGGAUCAAAAAGAUGAGCAAUCACAGAAAUCAGAAGAAGAUAACAAGUAUGAUAAUACAGAACAAAAAGUUGAAACCCAAAAUGAAGAACAGAUAAAAUUAGAACAGACAGAAGAAAAAGAAGAAACAAAUUUUGAGAAGUCUGAAAUUAAGCAAGAUGAUGAUAACACAAAGACAAAAGAAGAAAAAGAAUCUGUUGAUAGUAAAGAUGAAUUGGAAGAUGAUGAACAAAAAGUGGAAGAUAAAGAAGCUGCUGAUUCACAAGAAGAAGCUCAGACAAAUGAUCAUCAAGUGGAAAACAAUGUAAAAGGGGAGCUGAUUGAAGAAGAAAAAGCAGAAAAGGAGCAACCUGUUGAAGAAAUUGUUACUAAUAAAGAAAAGUCUGAAAAUGAAGUUAAUAAUGAAGGUGGAAGCAAUGGAAAUGGUGUUGCCAUUAAUGAUCAAAAUGUUGUAAGAGGUGAACUGUUGGAUAAAGAAAUGGAUGGUGAUAACCAAAUUGAAGAGACAAACGAUGAGGAUGUAAGACCUCAAGGAAAUAAACAGCUUGAAGAAGAUAUUGAUGAUGGAAUUAAAGAUGAGUUGAAAGAAGGAAACAUUGAAGAAGGAGAAAAAGAGCAGAACUCUCCAAAUAAGGAAACCUCUGAGGAAGGAAAAGUGAGUCCCCAAGAAGACAAAGAACAUGAAAAGACAGAAGGUGAUGAUGGCAUUAUAAGAGGUGAACUUCGUAGUAGAGCAAGCAUAACAAGUGCUUCCUCAAUAAAAAGUAAAAAACAAACACCAGUAUCCUCCCCUGGAAAAUCUAGUUUAAAAAAGAGUGAAUCUUCAAGAAGUUUAAGAUCAAGAAGCUCAUCUAGAGGCUCGUUAAAACGUGCAGCAGAUACUGGAAAACCAGAUGGCAGGCACACACCUCAAUCUGUUCUUAAGAAACAGGAUUCCAAGACGAGCCAGAAAUCAGCAAGUAGCCUCAGAUCUGUAAAGCAAGACUCUACAGAGAGUCAAAGAUCAGACAGAAAAGGGUCUAGUGGAAGUCAAAAAUCUAUAAGACAAAGGUCUGGAGGUAGUCAAAAGUCCUUGAGAAAAGGAUCAACUGGAAGUCAAAAGUCUGCUAAAAGCUCCACCAGCAGUAUACAUCAAGAGUCUCCCAUUAAAUCAUCUAAAGAGCCAGGGCAGGCAGAGGUGAAACCUCAGAGUAAAGAUAAAAGGGAAUUGAAAGAUCCCAAGCCCAAGGCUGAGACACCUGAACCUCUGGAGAACAGGGCAGUUAAAGGUGAAAUGGUUGAACCAGGAGAGUCCAGACACAGUUCACCCCAACCAAUACUUAAAGCAAAGGCUGAGCUUUAUGAUAGUGAGAAAGAUGCAAAAAUUGCAGAAAAAGAUGAAGGUCAUGCUGAUAAAGGAGAAUUGGCAGAUGAGGAAGUAAAAUCUGAAACAGAAAAUGUGAAAGAAGAAGUUCUAGAAGAUGAAAUAGUUACUCCACAGGAUAGAAGUUAUCACAAUGUUGAGAAAGGUGAACUAACAGACCAGCAAGAUGUACCACAAAAUGAGGCUAUAGAUGCUAACAAAGGCCCAGAUGGUCUAAAGGAUGAACUUGUUGAACAGAAAGACGGAGCUGGUUCUACAAAAGGCUAGUGGGAAAACCCUAGACAUUGUUUACUACCUAGACAUUGUUACCACAUAGACAUUGUUUACCACAGUAGAACUUAUGAUUCAUCUAGAUAUUCCCCACAUUAAUACAUUUCCAUAAAAGUAUGCAUGACGAAAAAUAUUCCAAUUUGGUAUGGUUGUAACUUCUUCUUUGGUUGUUUGUCAAACAGAUUUUUGUAAUACUGGAAUAUAACAG
Messenger RNA from Owenia fusiformis, 2294 nucleotides. The record is from the annotation of a GenBank genome assembly. NCBI's taxonomy places the organism in Eukaryota, Metazoa, Annelida, Polychaeta, Sabellida, Oweniidae.